AGCUGUCUGGUGCUUCCUGGCUGAGGAACAGUGACCAACAGUCAUGGUUAACUUUGCUCAGAUUCUGGAUGAAACAGGUGAAUUCGGUCGUUUCCAGGCACAAAUGAUGAUCCUGUUGUCUGUCCCCAACUUUCUUGCUGCCUUCCAGACCUUUGGCAACAUGUUUAUGGUCCAAGAUGAGGCCCACCGCUGUUCAGUGGCCUGGGUCAAGAACCGUACUUUCAACUGGAGUGCUGCUGAGCAGCUGGCCCUGAGUGUGCCUCUGGAUGCUGCAGGUAGGCCCAAGUCUUGCCUCAUGUUUCGGCCACCCCCUGACAACGCCAGCCUGGAGGACAUCCUCAGUCACCACUUCAAUGAGACACAGUCUUGUGAAAGUGGAUGGGAUUAUCCUGAGCAUAAACCUCAAUCCCUAAUGAAUGAGUUCAACCUUGUUUGUGAUCGGAAGCAUCUGAAGAAAACCUCGCAAUCCUUGUUCAUGGCUGGACUCCUCGUUGGCACUCUCAUCUUUGGGCCCAUCAGUGACCGAGUUGGCCGAAGAGCCUCCUUCUUGGUGCAGCUGCUCCUAUUUGCCAUCUCAGGUGUGGCCAUGGCCUUUGUGCCCAGCUUUGAGUUCUACACGAUCCUGCGCUUUGUUCUAGCUACAGCCAUUGGAGGAUACACCUUAAAUAUUACCACCCUACUUUCAGAGUGGGUGGGACCAUCAAGGAGAACUUCUGCUAUCGUCUUGAACAUGACUGCCUUUGCCCUUGGGCAGAUGGGGCUAGCAGGAACUGCCUAUGGUGUCCGAAAAUGGAGGCUCCUUCAGAUCUUCAGCACUGUGCCCAUCUUGCUGCUUUUCUUCUGCUUCCAGGUUGUCCCAGAAUCUGCACGAUGGCUCCUUAUCCGGGGGAGGGUGGAGGAGGCCAAGCAACUGAUCCAGAAGGCAGCAUUAGUCAACAAGAGGGAACUCACACCAGAGCUCCUAAACCAGAUAGCCCCAGAGGACAAAGGCCCCUUGGGGAAUGCCUUUGAUCUUUUCAGACACCCUCAUCUCCGGAAGGUGACCCUGAUUCUUAUGUGUGUCUGGUUUGUGAACAACCUCGUAUACUAUGGACUCAGCUUCCAAGUAGGGGACUUUGGUAUGGACAUCUACCUGACACAGCUAAUAUUUGGAGCAGUUGAGUUGCCUUCCAGAAUUUCCAGUAUCUUCUUCAUGGAAAAGUAUGGCCGAAAGUGGAGCCAGUCUGGGUGCCUGAUUCUGGGUGGUCUCAUGUGUAUUAUCAUCGCCUUCAUUCCAUCAGGUCUGCCUACAAUGGUCACCAUGCUGGCCAUGGUAGGGAAACUUACCAUAGCUGCUGCCUUUACCAUCUCCUAUGUGUAUACUGCUGAGCUCUUCCCCACCGUUGUCCGACAAACUGGCUUUGGGCUGGUGAGCACCUUCUCCAGGACUGGAGGCAUCAUCGCCCCUCUUGUGAUCCUGCUGGUUGAGUAUCACACUGCCUUCCCCAUGCUCAUCUUCGGCAGCCUCCCCAUUGGGACUGGUAUACUCUGUGCCCUGCUGCCAGAGACACAUGGGCAGAGCCUGAAGGACACCAUAGAGGACCUGAGGCAGAGGUCCUGCCCACGCAGGUCUCCAAGAACAGCACCCCUGAAAAAAGAGGUGAAGAGCACAGGAAAACCUUCCAGCCCAAGAGUGGCUAUUGUGAACAGCUCAUACUUCUGAUAGUGGUUCCUAAGAGCUGGACCAUCUGUAGUGGAGAAUAGCCCAUACAUUCCCUGAAUAUGACCAGGACCCAUGAGGAUGCAGGAAUAAGACCAGCCUUGCUUACAAAGACAAUGCACUACAACCUGGCCUCAGCCCCAGCUACCCACUACCGAGUUCAAUCCCAGAAGCAUCUGUGACAGGACCUCUCUCCCUCCACAGGCUACCUCUCUCAUACCCUUAGCCCCACCCCAAUACCAUGUGUGAAUUAUGGCUUUGGGGUGUCUCCUGGACUUGCCUGUUCUCUAACAGCCUUGAGAGGAAGGGGAGUGGUAAAGUUUCCAAGAUGUUCUCAGCCUGGAGUACCCCUGCCCUCAAAUAGUCAUGCUCAGGACAGAGCACAGGGUAGGACCCUCUGUGGUUGUGGGAGCAAAAAGAGGAAACAAUCUGUGAAGACAUGGACUGUGCAAACCCAUGUCUGCGACACUGAAACUCCAAAACCAACAGCCAAACAUGUUCUUAGCCCAUCAUGAAGAACCCUCUGUGCUCUGCCUCUUCGUAUAACUGGACACUCUCUUGUAGCUUCAGGGCUGGGAAAGGGUCUCACUGUUCCUUUCCUACCACUGCAGUCCUCCCCACUUAUAAACAUUCAUUGCAGAAAUGCAUCUCUCUUUUUUGACUCACAGACUGUACACCAUUCAACUAAAAUUCUGUCACCUGGCUCUUGGUUGCCCCUGCCAUGUAGCUCUUCCCAUCACCUUAGAAUAAUUCUUCUACACUUACAAAACCUAAAAAAAACUCCUGGCAUGUAAGUGAAUAGAAUGAGUUUCUCAUUCAGAUAUGCCACUCUCUGACCUGUCCUUCUGGUCUAUUUGUUCCAUUGUUCCCAUCAGACAUAGCUUAGGGUCCCAUGACACAAUAUUGUAGACAAGGAGCUUAAAAGCAAAAACUUACUUUCUCAUGGGUCUGGAAGCUGGAAGUCUGAAAUCAAGAGAGUCAACAUGGCCAGGUUUAGGGAAGGCCUUCUUGCUUGCUUGUGAAUGGCGUGCCCUCUCUCCUUGCUCUGACAUAGCCUUCCUUGGUACUUACAUGUCUUACA
Octodon degus (degu) is the source of this 2780-nucleotide messenger RNA. RefSeq names its product solute carrier family 22 member 13-like. Gene Ontology annotation, molecular function: transmembrane transporter activity. The coding region runs from base 44 to 1702 and encodes 552 amino acids. Gene Ontology annotation, biological process: transmembrane transport. Gene Ontology annotation, cellular component: membrane. The transcript has 10 exons. Lineage: Eukaryota; Metazoa; Chordata; Mammalia; Rodentia; Octodontidae. The record is from RefSeq and is a predicted model, not a curated record.